Molecule: messenger RNA, 728 nt
Organism: Eucalyptus grandis
Lineage: Eukaryota; Viridiplantae; Streptophyta; Magnoliopsida; Myrtales; Myrtaceae
Product: disease resistance protein RUN1-like
Exons: 2
Coding region: 225-728 (167 amino acids)
Biological process (GO): defense response
Source: RefSeq, a predicted model, not a curated record
GACAAAGAACAGUUAGAUGCUUUAGUCGGAGAACCGGGGUGGUUUGGUGAAGGAAGUAGGAUCAUCAUUACCACAAGAAAUAAGUAUUUGCUAACUUCUCAUGGGAUAGAUGAAGAUCACAUCUAUGAAGUUAAACCUCUAGAGUAUUAUGAUGCUCUUGAACUUCUCAAUAAACAUGCUUUUCAAAGAAACAACAAAAAAUAAUAAGGAAGGAUCUUGUAAAUAUGGCUUUGCAUUAUGCUAAUGGACUUCCUUUAGCACUUAAGGUAUUGGGUUGUUCCCUUUGUUGUAGAAGAGAACGUGAGUGGGAAAGUACACUGCAUAAUCUUGCCAAGUUUCCUAACAAGAUCAUCAAUGAUGCUCUUAAGUGGAGUUAUGAUGGACUAGAAGACCAUGAAAAGGAAAUCUUCCUUGAUAUUGCUUGUUUCUUUGAGGGGCAAUCUAAAGAGUACAUUAUGAGAGUUCUUGACUCUUUGGACUUUGACCCUACAAUUGUUGUACAAGUUCUUGUUGAGAAGUCCUUGAUAAUUGAAGAGAGAGAGAUCAUACGAAUGCGUAACUUGAUUCAAUUGAUGGCCAUGAAUAUCAUUAGACAAGAAUGUCCUAAUGAUCCUGGAAGACGUACUAGGUUAUGGCUUUUUGAUGAUUUUCGUAAUGUUCUGUCAAGGCAUUUGGUAACAGAUGCAUUACAGUCGAUAGUUUUAAUUUUACCUGAGCCGAGAAAAUAA